AUGAAAACUCCCGAAAGUAUUUUUUGGCUGUUACUCUUGAUAGUUUCUGUUGGCAUGUGCAUCUUCACGGGUCUGCAAACGAUGGAUAAGUAUAAGACUAAGAGCACCGUGAUGGGUCUAGAGCGUGACUUCUACUUCUGGCGCACACCAGUACCCAGCCUCACUGUCUGUCCUAUGCGCCGUCUAAGCCAGGAGCUCUUCGAUAAGUAUUGUCACAAAAAGAAAAUAACCGGUCAGCCGAAAGAGGAUUUCUAUAUAUUCCUUGAGACCUUGGCCAAUUCGACAUAUUUCAACUUCGACAAUAUAACUGUACGUCCGAGCAUCGAUAGCACGCUGGAUCGCUUGCGUUUGCGGCCUGCUCAGUACAUGUCCUUGAUAUAUAAUCUAACCACCGAUUUCACACAGAUGGAGGAUGAAAAUGAGCGCAUACGGCUGAAUGAUGGCUUUAAGGAAUUCCUUGUGCGUCAAGUGCUAACCGAAUUCGGCAUUUGCUAUUUGGCUAACAGCUAUUUACACAAUGAGUAUACAGCACGCUAUAUUUUGUUCGGGAAAUAUCCGAAGAUCAACAAGGAACAUGUUAACGUGCUUUUGGGUAGUUACUUCGAUAGUAUAUUGAUGAUUUUAUCGGUACCGAAGGCUUUCGAAAGUAUUGGGGUUUUCAUACACUCUUCACAUGAUGCCUUAAAAAUUGAGCAAAAGUUCUUCUAUACCAACGAGGCCGUGUACUACAAAGCGGAGACACGAGAAAUAAUUGCCGAAGACGGUUAUGAAAAAUCUACCACAGUGGCUCAACGCAAUUGCCGCUUUCCGCAUGAGUCGAAUUUGGUGCAUUUUGAAAUUUACACUAAAAGCUUUUGCAUGCAGGAAUGUCGACUAAAUCUGGUUUACAAGAAAUGCAAAUGUAUACCGCAUUUCUAUCCGAAUCGAAUUAAGAAUCCGAAGCCGGUUUGCUCGUACACAACGCUAAAGUCCUGCGUGGCUAAAAAUGCAGAAUACUUUCGCCGUUUACACAGUUCAAAAGCUCGGAAGACAACACAUUGCCAUUGUAUGGACUCUUGUUUCAAUAGCAUUGUAGUGGUAAAAAGUGUAGAGGUUUUAGCAAACCUCAAUGUGUUUCAGACUGGUUUCACUGUCGGCCUUGAAGUAACCACUUGGCCACUGGAGUUGUUGAAACGACAAGUGAUUUUUACUUUUACCGAUUUGUUGGUUGCUGUUGGUGGCGCGGCGGGAUUGUUCCUUGGUUUCAGCGUGUUGGGUGCCAUUGAGUUCUUUUACUACUUUUCAUUGCGCUUGCUAUGGUAUCUGAGAGGUUAUAGAUAUUAAUAGCGAGGUGAAGUUUA
Messenger RNA from Zeugodacus cucurbitae (melon fly), 1340 nucleotides. RefSeq lists its product as uncharacterized. Gene Ontology annotation, cellular component: membrane. The record is from RefSeq and is a predicted model, not a curated record. NCBI's taxonomy places the organism in Eukaryota, Metazoa, Arthropoda, Insecta, Diptera, Tephritidae. Gene Ontology annotation, molecular function: ligand-gated sodium channel activity. The coding region runs from base 1 to 1323 and encodes 440 amino acids. The transcript has 8 exons. Gene Ontology annotation, biological process: sodium ion transmembrane transport.